AUGUGUGAUUAUUUGGAUGCGAUAGCAGGGUCCAGCAUCACGGCGCAUGAGAACGUAGAUCGUGAGGCCCGGGGCGUGUCCAUCUCCUUCAAAGAUGUGCAGGACUAUUUGCCUACUUUUUCCGGAACGGAAGACGUGAGCGCGUGGGUUGUUGAGUUUGAAACGAGUAGCAAACUGUUCAAAUGGCGCGACCUGCACAAGCUGGUCUACGCCAAGCGCGUCCUGGUAGGCGCAGCCAAGGCUUUUGUGAAAAGCAUCCCAGAAGUUUGUUCGUGGGAUGAACUGAAGUGUGCGCUCGUAGACGAAUUUGAAGAAAAGGUGUCCAGCGCAAGUGUUCACGAAUCGUUGCGUAAACGAAAGAAAAAUGCGGAAGAAACAUACGCCGAGUAUAUUUACGCUAUGUGUGAAUUAGGCAAAAAGGGACAUGUUGACGAAGAAUCCCUAUGUGAGUAUGUAGUGCAGGGAAUUGACGAUAAACCUUCAAACAAAGCGUGUUUGAUCGGUACGAAAACUGUAAAAGAGCUGAAAAGUCAAAUAAAAACGUAUGAAAAAUUGACCGCGCUGAUCCGAGAACAGCAAUCGAAACGACCGGGUACUGCUAAGAACCCAGAAGGAAACAAACAACAGACGCCAACUGUUAGUGUGAAAUGCCGUAAAUGCGGGAAAACGGGACAUUUCGCAAAAGAUUGUCCGAACAAAGCAGAUGGACCUGUGUGUUUUGGGUGCGGCAAGCCAGGCCACCGUGCUAGGGAGUGCAGUGAAAAAUUCAGUGCUUCGGGGAACGCGAACCUAAUCAGUGGUGAUAAAGGAGGAACGGUCACCAUGAAGAUCGUAGAAAAAGAGUUGAUCACUCUUUUUGACACCGGAAGCCAGUAUAACCUCUUGUCAGAAGGUGCUCAAAAGGCUAUCGGUUGUUUGAGCGUCACACCCACCGAAAUGUGGUUUAACGGAUUCGGAGGGAAGCGAACCGCAGCUUUGGGCACAGUGAAAUCGAAAGUGACAAUCAAUAACGACGAUUAUCCGGAAAUUGAAUUUUACAUUGUUCCCACUUGCAGCAUGAGCUAUAAUGCAGUGCUUGGGAGAGAGGCGUUGAAAGUGAUGGACGCUACCGUAACACAACACGGGAUAGAAAUACGCCCCAAAAAGAAUAAGGAAGAGGAGCGUGAUAGUGACGUGUUUGUGUGUGAAACGGACCAAAUAACGGUUCCACCUAAAUUUCGUGAAGAAAUCGCUAGUGUGGUGAACCAAUACGAGGAAACGCGGUGUGAAGACAAUUGUCCAGAGAGUCCGGUGAAAUUAACAAUAGUGCCCAACGAGCGUAUGAUUCCUUUUCGACACUCACCAAGCCGAUUGGCAUACCCAGAAGAAAAAGCGGUGGACGAACAGGUGGAAGAAUGGAGAGUGAAAGGAAUUGUACGAAAUUCAUCCUCGGACUUUGCUAGUCGUGUGGUCGUAGUGAAGAAAAAGGAUGGUAGCAAUUGUGUGUGUGUAGAUUUUGGGAAACUGAACAGUAUGAUUCUAAAGGAUGGAUUCCCGAUUCCAAUAAUCGACGAUGUUUUGCAAAAACUUCAAGUGUUUAUGCGUUUUGUGAACUUUGUUUUUCGGAAGUUUGUGAAUAACUACGCACAGAUUGCGCGUCCACUCACUAAUCUGUUGCGUAACGGCGUAGAGUUUAAAAUGGAGAAACAAGAGUUGGAUGCGUUCGAGCAACUAAAGCAGGUACUGGCAAGUGAACCGGUGUUGCGGCUGUACCAGAGAGAAGCGAAAACAGAGCUUCACACUGACGCAUCGAAAGAAGGAUAUGGUGCUGUUUUGCUUCAACGCUACGAUGCGCUGAAAUACUAA
This is a messenger RNA of Anopheles marshallii, 1845 nucleotides long. RefSeq lists its product as uncharacterized. The record is from RefSeq and is a predicted model, not a curated record. Bases 1 to 1845 code for a protein of 614 amino acids. The transcript is spliced from 2 exons. Gene Ontology annotation, molecular function: zinc ion binding; nucleic acid binding. Lineage: Eukaryota; Metazoa; Arthropoda; Insecta; Diptera; Culicidae.